AUGAUCUCCACAAUCCUGGCCAGAGAGAGAGGUACCAUCCCAUCCAACAUUCUUGACCAGCCAGACAAGAGGGUGGUAUACUAUGAUGUCCCAAUCGCUCCACGUGUCCCACUCCACGUCGGCCAGGAAGUCCAAAUCCAUUCCCUCAUCCCAUGCAACUCCCUAUUCCCUGAAGACGACCAUCCCAUCCCCACCAGAUACACCGCCCACCCCACCGGAAUCUCAGGGACUGUGGUGGCAAUGAUCACAGCAGACAGCUCUAACACAGAGUUUGUCAUCCGCAACGAGUCGCCGUGGUCAGAAAUCACGCACGCCUACCUGGCCAUCCAGCACAUCCAGGGCGUAACAGUCCAGCUAUCCGCAUGGCAGAGACUCCUACGCGCCACGAUCUCCAGGCCGAUCCCCAAAAUCCGCGACAUCCCACUCGAGAACAACGCCGUAGUAUUCAGAAGCGACACACAGGCCCCGAAGAAAACGCAGCACGACGCGCACCGCCGACGCGAAACGAAGCACCGCACACCCGUGGACGCGACCCACGAGACGGCGGUGCAGCUCGGACGCAGGGGCGGGAGAGGAGCUGCCGCGGCCGCGGAGCGCACGGGCGAGAGCGGGCGAGGCGGAGAAACAGAGUAG
Molecule: messenger RNA, 633 nt
Organism: Trametes versicolor FP-101664 SS1
Lineage: Eukaryota; Fungi; Basidiomycota; Agaricomycetes; Polyporales; Polyporaceae
Exons: 1
Coding region: 1-633 (210 amino acids)
Source: RefSeq, a predicted model, not a curated record